Diachasma alloeum is the source of this 600-nucleotide messenger RNA. RefSeq lists its product as uncharacterized. Lineage: Eukaryota; Metazoa; Arthropoda; Insecta; Hymenoptera; Braconidae. Bases 1 to 600 code for a protein of 199 amino acids. The record is from RefSeq and is a predicted model, not a curated record. The transcript has 4 exons.
AUGAUACUCAUUAUUUUCUCGCUCAUUGGCUUAUACAGCGCCGGCGGAGGGUGUGAAACGACCGGGUCUGAGCAAGUUUUGCACCCACCACCCCUGGUGUAUCCAUUCGGUGGUACCAUCAAGUUGCUUGUAGGUAUAGCUGUGCCCAUAUCCCUUGGCGGUAGAAUUUUGGUAUACGGCCAGAAUCUGCAGUUUCAGUAUGCGCUGCCCCAGAAUGCAACAUUCUUCACAGACUAUUUUACAUCAUUAACGAAGCGACGCAGAAGAUCAACAAGCAGUGAAUAUCAAAGAAAACUAUUCUACGAAUUUUUGGAGGAAGAGAUGAGUAGGUGGUGUGGAGAUGGCAUAUCAUGCAUGAUGAAGAGCAUAUGUCAGGUAUCACAAAUUCCAGUGGGAGACGGUAGCCUCGUUGGUGAGAUUCUCAACGUCAUGCUGACGCCUGACUACGGAGAGCCUUCACUCUUCAAUGGUGUGAGUUAUCUCAGGGCAGCUGAGGCUGGAAGGAGAGGUGACGAUUGCUCGAUUAUCUUCUCUGGAUGUCCAGAAAAUUGUGGCUUUCUUGAUCGAAUUACUAAACUCGACAAUUUUCACUCUGAUUAA